Rhodotorula toruloides NP11 is the source of this 825-nucleotide messenger RNA. RefSeq names its product protein of UPF0121 family. The coding region runs from base 1 to 825 and encodes 274 amino acids. Gene Ontology annotation, cellular component: membrane; endoplasmic reticulum. The transcript has 8 exons. The record is from RefSeq and is a predicted model, not a curated record. Lineage: Eukaryota; Fungi; Basidiomycota; Microbotryomycetes; Sporidiobolales; Sporidiobolaceae. Gene Ontology annotation, biological process: endoplasmic reticulum tubular network organization; membrane organization.
AUGGCGAAAGUCUCGUACCCGCACUAUGCGUGGGCCUUCGGCCACGCCCUCGUCCUCGCCGGCACCGUCCACACCCUCCUCGGCGUCGUCACCUUCUCUGGCCGCUCAAAGUCGUACUACCUCGCGUACGGCGGAGCACUCGUCUCGUGGGGCAUCGUCGUCUACAAGAGCCUGGGCGCACCGCAGCUGAACAAGGCGUACAUCCAGCGGGCACUGCUGGACGAGAACGUCCAGUACCUCCUCCUCGCCCUGUACUGGUUCCUCCAGAAACCCAUCUACGUCACCCUCAUCCCCUUCGCGACCUUCUCCCUCUUCCACACCCUCACCUUCCUUCGCACUUCCGUCCUCCCCAAGCCGCCAGCGGCCGCUGCCAAGUCUGGCUCGACUGCUGCCGCGCAGCCUGCGACCCCGGGCGCAAAGGCUUCGAAGCUGAUCCAGACGUGGGUCAAGGCGAACUAUGAAAAGGCGAUGCUUUUCGUCGCCUUCGUCGAAGUAGUCGUCGUCUUCGGCCGCAUCCUUCUCGGCGCAAUCACCUUCCAAAACUCCCUCCUCUCCCCCUUGUUCUUCGCCCACUUCCUCCGCCUACGAUACUACCUCUCCCCGCCCACGCGCCAGGCUUUCUCGUGGGUUUCGGCGCAGAUCGAUCAUGCGACGGCGAAUCCCAAGUGUCCGCCGCAGGUUAGGAAGGGCGUCAACUUUGCCAGGGAGCUCAUCAUCCGCUACUCCGAAUCCGUCAUCUCAGUUCAGCAACCCGGCGCCGGUGCCGCAGCCGGAGGAGCAGCAGCAGCGGCAGCAGGCGGACCCGAAGCGCGUCGUAACCGCUAG